Molecule: messenger RNA, 1075 nt
Organism: Coccidioides posadasii C735 delta SOWgp
Lineage: Eukaryota; Fungi; Ascomycota; Eurotiomycetes; Onygenales; Onygenaceae
Cellular component (GO): membrane
Source: RefSeq, a predicted model, not a curated record
CGCCCUUCAAAUCCAUACGAUAUUGAACUUGCAAAAUAGCCUUUGCUGAGCUGGGCUCUCCGCAAUAAAUCCACAUACUCUAGGUUACCUAUCUCGAUUCAAACUUCGUCAAUAUCUCAUUAGCAAGAAACCACAGUUGAUACGAUAUGGAACGUGGCUCUCUCAUACGCGGCUGCUUGCUGCUCAUGCGUCUGCUCCAAUGGGCGAGCGCCGUGAUUAUCGUGGGAAUCGUCUCAUAUCUCAUCAACGAGGGUCCAAAAGGAGCGCAUUUGAUCUAUGAGGAAGUCAUUGCCGUGCUGUCUGUUGCUUUCUUCGUGCCAGGCCUCGUCUCACCAUUCGCCCCGGCAGUCGGCUGGCUCGCGUUCCCGAUUGAUCUCAUCUUCUCCUACCUCUGGUUGACCUCCUUUAUCUUUGCAUCCCAAGAUUACAGCGCCGGAGCUGUCUGUUCGGCUAAUGCUCCACCCGGACAAGGUUGUGCCAUCAAGCAUGCGUCUCAAUCUUUCAUCUUCAUCGCCUUCUUCUGUACUAUGUGCUCUGCGGCAAUGGAGAGUUGGAACCUCUGGACCUAUUACAACUCUUCCCGCUCAAACACUGGUGGUCAUUCUAAGGAGCUGCAUAGAGAAUCUGCCGAUACCGCUGUCACCGGAAAUGGCGGCCAAGCAGUGUAAAAGCAAGUUCUUCGUCCAAACGAAAAUACGCUCUUAUAUACCCCAUUUCCUGCGCGGUUAUUUAAACAAGAUUGCUUGGAUUUGCUUAUCAGGGAAAUUAGCCGUGCUGACUCUCCCCUCCAGCGUAUUCGACUCAAUUUGAUACUUACAGACGCAAAGCAAGAUUAUACCAUGUGCUUGAUUUGCUUAAUUUUUUGACGUUUCACUUCAUGUGUUAUUUCCUUUUUGAUCCCCAAGUGGUGAUGGUAAUACAAUAAUAAUAAUGAUGGUUGAGGAUGGUUGAGGAGCUUUUUGCAAGUUACCCUUAGCGAUUAUUUGCUCAAGUAUCUAGUAUAUCUACAUGUACGGAGUAUUUAUGUAACUUAUUUUGUCGCCUAAUAUGAAUGCCAUAUGGCAAGUAUUGUCAG